This is a messenger RNA of Neofelis nebulosa (Clouded leopard), 4679 nucleotides long. RefSeq names its product LHFPL tetraspan subfamily member 4 (gene LHFPL4). The coding region runs from base 265 to 1008 and encodes 247 amino acids. The record is from RefSeq and is a predicted model, not a curated record. Gene Ontology annotation, cellular component: postsynaptic membrane; plasma membrane; inhibitory synapse. Gene Ontology annotation, biological process: gamma-aminobutyric acid receptor clustering; sensory perception of sound. Gene Ontology annotation, molecular function: GABA receptor binding. The transcript has 4 exons. NCBI's taxonomy places the organism in Eukaryota, Metazoa, Chordata, Mammalia, Carnivora, Felidae.
ACGAGAGCGCGCGCCUCGGCGCGGGAACGCGCCCCGGGGAGAACCCGAGCAAGAUGGAGGCCGCGCGGAGGCCGCCUCCUGGGCCGAGGCAGCCGCUGCUGGGAGCGCCGAGCCGGGGCGCCUAGGCCGUGCCAGUCCCGGACCCACUGCUCUGGACCGGGCCCAGCUCCCGCCCGCCCGUCAGCCCGGCAGCCCGGCGGUCGGUCCCGGGCCGGCGGCCCCCGCCAGCCGCCGUCGCCGCCGCCGGCCCCGCCCCCGGGCACCAUGCUGCCCUCGCAGGAAGCCUCCAAGCUCUACCAUGAGCACUACAUGCGGAACUCGCGGGCCAUCGGCGUGCUAUGGGCCAUCUUCACCAUCUGCUUCGCCAUCAUCAACGUGGUGGUCUUCAUCCAGCCCUACUGGGUGGGCGACAGCGUGAGCACCCCCAAGCCUGGCUACUUCGGCCUCUUCCACUACUGUGUGGGCAGCGGGCUGGCGGGCCGCGAGCUUACCUGCCGCGGCUCGUUCACCGACUUCAGCACCAUCCCGUCCGGCGCCUUCAAGGCAGCCGCCUUCUUCGUGCUGCUCUCCAUGGUGCUGAUCCUCGGCUGUAUCACCUGCUUUGCGCUUUUCUUCUUCUGCAACACGGCCACGGUCUACAAGAUCUGCGCCUGGAUGCAGCUCUUGGCAGCUCUGUGCCUUGUGCUGGGCUGCAUGAUCUUCCCCGACGGCUGGGACGCCGAGACGAUCCGGGACAUGUGUGGGGCCAAGACCGGGAAGUACUCCCUGGGGGACUGUUCAGUGCGCUGGGCGUACAUCCUGGCCAUCAUCGGCAUCCUCAACGCCCUCAUCCUCUCCUUCCUCGCCUUUGUGCUGGGCAACCGGCAAACAGACCUGCUGCAGGAGGAGCUCAAGCAGGAGAACAAAGAUUUUGUGGGCUCUACAGUAAGCUCUGUGUUGCGGCCAGGGGGUGAUGUCUCCGGAUGGGGAGUCCUCCCCUGUCCCGUCGCUCACUCACAGGGACCCUGAGGGCCAGGAUCACAGCCCAGGAAUUGACCUGUCCUCAGCUUCUCCCGUUGCCUGCCCUCUCAUCCCUUCAUUCAAGCUCCAGGGGAAGACCCCAUCGAGGACUGACUUCUCAUCUGCUACCUGCCUGUAGCUCCAGGCUUUGAAGAGAUCGGGGCUGGGAUGCAGUGUGGGGGAGGGCCUGAUUCUGCUCUUCCCUCAACUGACCUAAGGGAGCUGGAGCCCCGGGCCCUUGGGCUUCUCCUUUCCUCCCUAGCCUGGCCUGGGGACCCUGCAAAGUCUCCAGGGGAAGAGACGCAGUGGUUCCAGUUCCCCAGGCCCCCUCAGUCUGGAGGGCUGCUGCCUGGCUGUAUCCUUGCCUCCUCUGGUCCCUGCCUCCUGCAGAAACUUAUUCAAGACACUGGCCUAGGGUGGACCGGACUUUUUCCUAUUUUUUUCUCCUCCGAUGAUGGUUCCAUCAUAUCAUUACAGAGCUCCAGGUGCCACCAGCCUCCCUGGGGCCUCUCUGCCACCCGCUCCAGCCUGUUCUCAUCUCUCCCAAAGGAGUCUGAGCUGCACUGAGGGAGAAAGCACAGGGCCUCCCUGUCAACGGCUGACUGGGGCCCUGGGCAGCCCAGAGACUGAGGACAGACAGGCUCUGGAGGCAGUAGGGGGGGGUGCUCGGACUCCUGUCUUGAUGGCAUCUGAUCAUGGCAGCUGGGGCUGGAAGGGGCUCAACCUGGGGCUGGCCCGGCCUCCUCUCUGCUGGGGUGUCUCACCAGUGACUGGACCCUUGACCCCAGCCUGUUUUGUACAGCACAGACUUCUUGGCCCUGUUGUCAGGGCUGGGGGUUUGGGAGGGGGGCCCGAGAGUGGGGAAUUAGGGGAUACAUCACCCCUUUGCCCCUUCUCAUGCCCCCAGCCCAGGCAUCUGCCAAGGGCAGAGACUGUCUUGCCUCUUUGAUACUUUUUCUGCAUAACUUGAACUUGCAGGUCACCUCUGAACAGGGUACCCCCUGUCCCCAUCCCCAGGCCUUGUAACCUUAUCCCUACCUCCACUUCCUCCCCUUGCCCACCUCUCGCCUUGCGGUAUGCCCAGGGUCUGCAGCCCAAUGGGCAGUGCUUGGAGCUGAGGCAUGAGUGUGUGUGUGUGUGUGUGUGUGUGUGUAUGUGUGCGCGCGUGCAUGUGUGUGACAGAGUGAGUGUAUGUGUGCACGCGCGUAUGUGUGUGUGUGUGUGUGGCGGGGGGCAGAUGGGGAGUCCUCUCUCUUUCCUCUCCUAAUGGGGGGGCGUCUCCUUUCCCUUUGGCCGGGAGCAAGUGAGGGAGACUCCAGGUGUUUAUAAACUCCCCUCGCUGCCUGGUGGACCUGGCAGGCAGUAGAGCCAUCUGGCCUGGGACAUGGACAGCCCCUUUCAGCUCCCAGUUCAGGUGGCAGGUUGGUUUCAUCUAGUGUGCCUACUACUGUCUUCAGGUACUGGGAGGAAGUACUGGUCCACUGUGUAGCAGGAGCACGAGGCCUCUGCAGGUUCAGUGGGGAAGCUUGUCAUCACUUCCUAUCCGGGUCUCAACCAAAGGAGGGGAGAAAAGCAGCGAGUGCCAUGUAUUUGCCAAUCUUGUGUUCAUUUCCAUAGGACUUGGACCUGAGAGGGUUUCCAAGACAGACCCUAGAAAUCCUCUGCCUGAGACCCCCAUCUGGACCCUAAUUGGAGUCAGAUGCUGGGUCCUGGUAGGAUUCCUGAAACCUGGAACUUACCAAGUCUUGACCUUCCACCCCCUCCACCAACUCCCCCAUCCUGGGCAAACACCUUUCGUCUGGUGCUCUGGCUCCAGCCCCAUGCUCCCCUCUCCCACUCCCCCAGGGCUCUACCUGCAGUGUGGGGCUCUACACCUGGGGCCUGUGCUAAAUGGGAGGGUCUGGGGAGCCUCAUGGGAGGCAGUGGGGGGCAGAAGUGAGUUCCUUAAAGAUCCAAACCAAAGCCCAGUGUUGGCAGGCUACAGGGUGGGUGGGCAGGAGCCAGUAUCUGGGAAGGGGGAGAGAUGGGAGAGAGCCAGAAUGAGAAAGGGGAGAGAAGGGGUGGAGAGGCAGAGAAAUGGGGAAAGGAGAGAUGAAGAGUGUAGGGGAGAGGGGACCCUGAUGCAGAGAGCCUGGAGGUAGUGGGGAGGUGGCCGGGAAGAUGGAGAAGGAAUAGGGACAGGGAAGGAGGCAAAUGGAGAGGUGAGGUGUGGAUAGCAGACUGGAGUGCAGGGGGAUGGCAUGAGGAGGAGAGGAGGGUAAUGGGGGCAGGACAAUGAGGAACAGGAGUGGCUGCUGUGUGUGCACUGUGUGCAGGGCUCCUGUUCCCCCAAGGGGACUGCUGGGGGAGUGUGGGGGCAAUGGAGCCCUGUUGUGGGAGGGGGGGAUGUUAGAACCGCCCCUCAGAGGCUGAGGCUACUGCCCACCUCUUUGGGGCAGGGGCAUGACUGGAGUGGGUUAGUGGGAGGGAAGAGGGAUGUCAAUCCCUUUGAGGUGGGGUCUGAGUGCCUCCAAGUCACCAUGCAUCCAGCCAGCUGCCACCUUGCUGAGGAAGGGGCUGCCCAGAGAUGCACCUAGGAGUGUGGGUGGGGUUAGGAAAGCAGGGUUGGGCAGGUGAAGGAGUGUCAGGGGAACACAGGGAAGGGAAAGAGGCUGGAGUGGGCACCAAACCAUAGCCCCAUCCCUCAGGCUUCAGCACAGGUGGGACCAGAGUGAGGAAAUUGCUUCAGGCAGGGGCCCCAUGUGAGGCUGAAGUACCAUCACCCUGUGGCCCAGAUGGCUCUCUAGGGGCAAGGAAGCCAUCAUGGACACGGGGAGGUUUGUGGUUUGCCCUCAGCCAAGGCAGGCAAAUUGACUUUUCCCUUUGGGAGGAGAUGAAUACAGAGAUCCCACCUCAGUGUGGCCCCUGGGACUCUUGCUUCUUUAAAGAAGUUGACCUUUGAGUGGCCCAUGGAGGCACUCCUCCCCCGAGUUGUGACUGGAUGAGAGGGGUCUGGCACUAAUAGGUUGUCUUUGCUAUGUGGUCUGGGGACUUUCAGAAGAGGCCGAAGCAGCCACAACAUGGAGGUGGUUGAGAGCACUGGUUGGUCAAGUCCUUCUGAAUCUCUAGGAUGUGAAAACUUUCCUGUUUGGGAACCAGUACCCCCUCAGGAAAACAUGUUUUUCCUGAGGGGUUGAGGACCAUGGGUAGGAUUGAUUCUUUUCAGGCCUGGACUAUCCAAGCUGAGAACUUUUAGACAAGGCUGUAGGGAAAUUCCUUGGCCUUCUUGAGAUUCCUGCUUGGGCACAGGGAAGUCAGCCUUCUCCAGCUUCCAGUGUGAUUGAGACAGGGGAACCCUCUCUUCGGAGAAGCUGGGACCUUCCCAGCACAAGAAACUUGCGCAGGUCCCUGCCUGGCUGAGGGCUAGCCUUCGGGUGAGCAUGGAGUUUCCUGAGAAGGGAAUGAGGGGGAUAGUCCUUCCCAGAGCUCUGACCAGCAGAUCUCAGGGGCCUGUGCUGUGUGUCAUUAGGAUAGCUUGGUGUUGUCUACACGCCAUUAGUAAGUUCUGUCUGAAUGUGUCCUCGCUGUUCAUCGUCCAGUUUGGUAACAUUUAUUUCAGUCCUGACCCCUUCUGCUGCUGCUGGAUUUGAGCUUCAGUGCAGGUGGAAUGAUGUUCAAAUAAAGAAACACUUUAUAUCACC